AUGGCCGAUCAGAGGUUCUGUUUGCGGUGGAACAACCACCAGCCUAACCUGGUGAACGUCAUGACGGGCCUGUUGAACAGUGAGAUGUUUGUGGACGCCACCAUUGCCGCUGAAGGCCGGAAAAUACAAGUGCACAAAGUUGUAUUGUCUGCAUGCAGCAGUUAUUUUCAAAUGCUUUUCAAUGAAACACCUUGUCAACACCCAAUAAUCAUCAUCAAGGACAUGUCUUAUAAUCAUUUAAAAACAUUAAUUGAGUUUAUGUACUAUGGUGAAGUUAACAUCUCUCAAGAUCAACUCCCAAUAAUUUUAAAAGCAGCUGAAAGCUUACAAAUAAAAGGGUUGACAGAGAAAACUAUGUUUCCGUUUGCUACAACACGACACGCAGAAACUGAAUAUAGUUUGUUGUCACCUUCAGCAAAACGAAAAAAAAUGCAUCUCAUGAAGACAUCCAGUGAUAAAUCUGAACACAACAGUUCUAUCGAAGAUAUAUCAGUAACCGAACAAGAUAAUAUGUCAAAUAGAUCUCAACCUACAUCACAAGGACAAGAAACAUCAAAACCUAUUAGUAGUGUAAGCAAACAAUCGUCUACAGAUAAUCAUACAACAAUCGUUCACCACAAACCUGAAGGUUGGUCGUUUUUGGAGCAGCUCUCUGAUUGCCCGCUCACAGUGUCCUACGACCAUACCCAAGCCAAAGCAGUAUCCAAACCAGAGAAUAAGUACGCAAAAAACGAGAACCCGGUAUUACGGGAGAAGUAUGGGAUAAAUAACCGUACCCCUUUGUGGCCUCGAGUACCAAAAAAAAAGGGUUAUCCUGUUCAUCGAAAAGGUCAGUCUUCCUCGUCUAUUCCAGUACCCUCGCCAGCAUCAUCAAUCAAUGGUCAAUCAUCCGAGCAAGUGUAUCAAGCUCCACUAUAUGAACCUUCAACAUCUCAAACGUCGGCAGUUGAUCAGCCUGCUUAUGGUUCAAAAUGUAUUCGCAACCUCUGA
Messenger RNA from Macrosiphum euphorbiae (potato aphid), 990 nucleotides. NCBI's taxonomy places the organism in Eukaryota, Metazoa, Arthropoda, Insecta, Hemiptera, Aphididae. The record is from the annotation of a GenBank genome assembly.